UCACAACAGAAUCAUCGGAUCGGUGAAUUGCAGUGCUGCAGCCUGUUCACACAUUGAAGUAAAUGUUAAAGUUAUAGUACGCUAACAAAAAUAAUGUGCAUAAGGAGUGUGUGUGUCUAAGGAGAAUAUUGUACGCAAUUAUGAGUGUCAGCAUUGUGCAGUACUAUGGGGAUCAGACGAGCAAAUGUGGAUACUGCACGGGCACGGACUGUAGCAAAUCGCACGGUAUGCAUGCAUAUCGCUUGACCUGCGACGAUUACCAAGAGCUGAUCGAUAGAGGCUGGCGGCGCUGCGGUAAUUAUUGCUAUAAGCCGCAAAACGACAUUACAUGCUGUCCAUGCUAUACGAUUAAGUGCGAUGCUCUGGAGUUUAAACUAACCAAGUCCAAUAAACGCAUUUUGCGGCGUAUGAAUAAAUUUUUACGCGAUGGCAAACGUGAGCCAAGCGAGCAGCAGCAACAGACAGCGGGUGAAUCAAAAACCGCCGAUGACGCUGACGUCGGCGUUGGGGUCAAUGCAAGCGACCCUCAGCCACAGCUGCCUGAUAAGAAGCCCUCUGUAAUUAAUGUUGAACAAGUUGAGAGUUUAGCCGCAGAAAUGAAAAGCGCGUGCCCUGCUCCAGGGUUGGACGUAACGGCAGGCAAAGGAGAUCCUGCAGCGUCGCUGUCGGUAUCCAACAAAUGUAAAACACUAAUCUCCAACUUAAAUCCGCCACGCAAGAAGGCUAAGCAGAUGCGCCUGGAGCGCAGGCAAGCCAAACUGGGCGCCCCGCUUGAGCAGCCAUCACAUACCAAAACGUUGAAACAGGAGAAGAGCUUGAAAGAUUUUCUGGCAGCACCCUGUGAAACUGAUAAGCAUCAUUUAAAGAUCGUUUUGGUCGCUGCCUCAGAUACACAGCGCACUUGUGCCGAUGCAGUACACGCAUUGUAUCGCAAAUAUCAAUUAGUCAUACACAAUGAUAACCCCGCACGCCUAACAUUAGCUAGUAUGCAGCGGUUUUUGGUUAAAUCACCCCUAAAGCACCAAACAACCGAAGAUGCUCCGGACAUGGGAUAUGGAUCAUUUCAUCAUCAAUACUGGCUGGAUGGAAAAUUGAUUGCUGUAGGCGUCAUUGAUAUACUACCUGGUUCAGUUAGUUCAGUGUACUUCUUUUACGAUCCUGACUAUAGCUUUUUAUCGCUGGGCACAUAUGGUUCCUUAAGGGAAAUUGAUUUGGUGCAGACAAUUGCCGAGCGUGUACCCGCUUUGAAGUAUUACUAUAUGGGAUUUUACAUACACUCUUGUCCCAAAAUGCGCUAUAAGGGAAAAUUGUCUGCGUCUUAUUUAUUGUGCCCUGAGACUUAUGUUUGGGUGCCUCUAACCGAUGCCGUACGGUCCAAACUGGAUGUGGAAAAGUAUCAGCGCCUGAACCCGGAUGCCACAGCAAAGGAUGUGAAUGAGUUUUUGAAUCAGCAUUUAAAUGAUGUAAUGCUGCUCCUUGACGCCAAAACCUGCGUCAGUUACAAUAGUUUCGUACAACUUACUGGCGUUGUUGGCGAUCGCGAUGUGAUUAUCGAGUACAGCAAACUCGUGGGUAGAGUGUGUGCACAGCGCAUGCUUUUUGUGAACAUGUCUUGAAAGGCAUAUUGUUGAAGAAUUACAAAUAAAUUCAUAAAUGCACCUUUUUUCAUUAUAUACCACGCAAUUAAGUUAAACGCCUUAGCUAAGUAGUGCAAAAUUAUUUCAUUCAAAUGUAAACUGUUAAA
Drosophila virilis is the source of this 1744-nucleotide messenger RNA. RefSeq names its product arginyltransferase 1 (gene Ate1). Gene Ontology annotation, cellular component: cytoplasm. Gene Ontology annotation, biological process: protein arginylation. Gene Ontology annotation, molecular function: arginyl-tRNA--protein transferase activity. Lineage: Eukaryota; Metazoa; Arthropoda; Insecta; Diptera; Drosophilidae. The record is from RefSeq and is a predicted model, not a curated record.